AUGGCUCUUCAUCUUCCCCAGGCUGCUUCUCUCCCUUUUGGCUCUCUCACUAAAAUGCUUCCUCUGAAUAAAACAUCCUCUUCUGUUUCAGCCAUAUCCAAAAGCUUCAAUGCUACUACUUCUCUUAAAAUCCAAUGCAAGGCCCCAUCAGUUAUUGUUUCUGAUCAAAGCCAGCAAGUUUCUCGUCGAUCUGGAGACUUCAAGCCUGAUGUUUGGCACUACGACUAUAUUAAGUCAUUGGACAAUAAUUAUAAGGAACAUGCAUAUGAAGAAGAAAGCAGAAUGCUUAGGGCUGAAGUUAGGGUAUUUCUUUCAGACACAGUGAAUCCUCUGCAACAACUUGAGCUUAUUGACACCUUACAAAGGCUUGGACUAGCUUAUCAUUUCAAGAGUGAAAUAAACAAAAUGCUGGAAAAUAUUUACAGCGUGGACAAGUUCAAGAACAAGCAGAAUCUGCAUGCCACAGCUCUUGAAUUUCGACUCUCAAGGCAACAUGGCUAUGAUAUACCUACAGAUGUGUUUGAUAGCUUUAUAAACGAUGAGGGUGAUUUUCAAACGAGUUUAUCUCAGGAUAUUAAGGGAAUGCUUUCAUUAUAUGAAGCUUCAUUUCUUUUAAUGGAAGACGAAACUAUUUUGGAAAAAGCUACAGAUUUUACCUCAAAGUCUCUUAGAGAUUUUAUGAGCAGGAACCCUGGACAUGAACUGACAUCCCAAGUGAAACAUGCUAUGGAGGUUCCAUUACAUUGGAGGCUACCAAGAUGGGAGGCUCGUUGGUUCAUUAGUGAAUAUGAAAGAAUGCCUAAUAUGAAUUCCAACUUGCUUCAGCUUGCCAAAUUGGAUUAUAACAUGCUUCAAGCCAUGUAUCAGGAGGAAGUGAAGUCCAAUAUAAGAUGGUGGGAGAGAACUGGUCUGGAAGAGAAGAUCAAUUUUUACAGGUGUAGGGUGGUGGACAACUAUCUCUGGGGCUUAGGAAUGAAGGAAGAACCACAUGUUGAAAAGUUAAGAAGAGUUAUUGGAAAUCUUUGCGCCAUAAUAACCUUGACCGAUGAUAUGUAUGAUGUUCAUGGGACUUUGGACGAAUUAGAGCUCUUCACAGAAGCUAUUCUCAGUGGCAAGAUUUCUGUAAGGCAUUUAGGGUUGAGGCCAGAUGGUACCAUGGUGGAAAAACGCCAAGCCUGA
This is a messenger RNA of Neltuma alba, 1179 nucleotides long. RefSeq names its product myrcene synthase, chloroplastic-like. The transcript has 5 exons. NCBI's taxonomy places the organism in Eukaryota, Viridiplantae, Streptophyta, Magnoliopsida, Fabales, Fabaceae. The record is from RefSeq and is a predicted model, not a curated record. Gene Ontology annotation, molecular function: magnesium ion binding; terpene synthase activity. The coding region runs from base 1 to 1179 and encodes 392 amino acids. Gene Ontology annotation, biological process: terpenoid biosynthetic process.